Messenger RNA from Monodelphis domestica (gray short-tailed opossum), 1504 nucleotides. RefSeq names its product olfactory receptor 5AN6-like. Gene Ontology annotation, biological process: G protein-coupled receptor signaling pathway. Gene Ontology annotation, cellular component: membrane. Lineage: Eukaryota; Metazoa; Chordata; Mammalia; Didelphimorphia; Didelphidae. Gene Ontology annotation, molecular function: G protein-coupled receptor activity; olfactory receptor activity. The record is from RefSeq and is a predicted model, not a curated record.
AAGAGUGUCAAGCCAAUGGCUGGGGGAAAGAAUAGCACAGCAGUAACCAGGUUCAUCCUUUUGGGAUUUUCAGACUAUCCAAAAUGCUAUCUUUUUGUGAUAUUCUUGGUGAUCUACCUUGUGACCUUAACCUGGAACCUGUGCCUCAUCACCUUGAUUAAGGUGGACUCCCAUCUCCACACACCCAUGUACUUCUUCCUCAGCAAUCUGUCCUUUCUUGACAUCUGCUAUGUUUCUUCCACAGCCCCCAAGAUGCUCUCAGAUUUCUUCAAAGAGAAGAAGACCAUCUCCUUUGGGGGCUGUACUGCUCAGUACUUCAUCUUCUCUGGCAUGGGACUGACCGAAUGUUGCCUCCUGGCUGCCAUGGCAUAUGAUCGUUAUGCUGCCAUCUGCAACCCACUACUCUACACAUCCAUCAUGUCUCCUACCCUCUGUGUGUGGAUGGUAGUGGGAUCAUAUUUGAGUGGAUUCUUUGAUUCCAUGAUCCAACUAUGUUCUUUACUUCAACUCUAUUUCUGUGGACCAAAUGUGAUUGAUCAUUUUUUCUGUGAUCUGCCCCAACUACUGGUCCUGUCCUGCUCUGAUACCUUGGCCCUGCAGAUCCUCAAGUUUGUGAUAGCUGUGGUCUUUGGCUUGCUAUCUGUCCUCAUCAUUAUGGUUUCCUAUGGUCAUAUUGUCGAGGCCAUCCUGAAGAUCAGCUCUGCCCAAGGUCGCUCAAAGGCCUUCAACACCUGUGCUUCUCACUUGAUGGCCGUAACUCUGUUCUAUGGCUCAGGUCUCUUCGUUUAUAUGCGUCCCAGCUCCAAUGACUCCUUCAGCUAUGACAAGGUGGUAUCUGUUUUCUACACAAUGGUCAUCCCCAUGCUGAAUCCUUUGAUCUAUAGCCUGAGGAACAAAGAGAUCAAAGAUGCACUGAAGAGAUGGGAGAAGAGAGUAUUUGUCUAAGAAGCAUUUCCUAGGUAUCUGAAGGGCUGGGACAUGACUACCUUGGGCUUAGCGAGCUGUGUAUGGGAAAGGAAAUCUCAAUUGUUUCAUCCCAUAUUUGACACUUUUGGCUACUUGCCUGAUACUGUUCCACCAUCAAAAACCAGGACUUGGGCAAUCCUAGGAUCUUCCCAGUGGUUUCUGAACCUAAUAUCAAAUGGUGCUCAAGGGAAAUGCCAAGAUCUCUAGUGUUCUCAAAGAGCUUUUUAUCUCUAUCUCCCAACUCUGUCCCUUUUAUGGGUAGUAGUAUUAUUCACUCCUUUGUCAAGGGGAUGGUCUAUGUGAUUGUGUUCAAUAAGCCUCUUACAGCUCAAGCCCCCCUACACUGUGAAAACUCUACUUUUCUAUCCUUGUGUUAUUUCAGUGGGCCCUAAUUCCUCGAAAAUGGAGUGAUGAAAUCAUAAUAUUAUACUAGAAUAGAUUUGGAGCUGGAAGAAACCUCAAGGGUCAUCUAGUACAACAUCCUUAAAUGGGGAAACUGAGACACAAGAACGUCAAAUAACUUGCCUAAGGUUAAACA